Klebsormidium nitens is the source of this 2698-nucleotide messenger RNA. NCBI's taxonomy places the organism in Eukaryota, Viridiplantae, Streptophyta, Klebsormidiophyceae, Klebsormidiales, Klebsormidiaceae. The record is from the annotation of a GenBank genome assembly.
AUUCUGUCAAAGUUGGUCCGACUUCAGAACAGGGCGACGUUCUGAACAGACUUAUUACUUAAGGUCGGCAAACGAGGGGCGUCCUGAUGCAGUGAGCCUGUGAGGGAUGAGCAAGCAGGUCAUGAGCAGCUGAGCAAUUGUGAGGAAGCGGCUCAAUGGAGCAACUGGCACAGCCUGGAGUUGCCCCGGAGUCUGAUGACGGGGGUGGUGCAGUGACGAAAAGCGAUGGAUUGGAGGGGACGCCACCAACGAUCGAAGAAGUUGAGUCUGAAAAUGCACCUGGUGUCCAAGGAGGGGUUGUCUCACGGAAGGAGAAACGUAGGCUUGCUAAGAAAGCAAAAAGGAAGCAGCAAAGAAUCAAGGCUGCUGAGGACCUGAAGAAGGAAGCAGACGCCCUCGCAAAGGAUCCUUUACACCAGAGACGGUUGCUAGACCAGCAAGCAGCAGAGGAACAGAAACAGCGUCUGGAAGAAGAGCAGCACAGGCAAAAUGAAGCACGGUGGCUUGAGCAAGAGAGGAUUCUGGCUGCCGCUACUGCACAGAAGCUGGAAGCUGCCUCGAUUGUCGAGGAGGAGAAGGUGGUGAAAGAGCUAGAGCCAACUCCAAGCGUGCCCAAGGAGCGGGCAGAGCCACCAGAAGCAGAGCCACCACAAGCAGGCAACACAGAGUCUGAAGAAGAGAUAGACGGGCCUCCCGAGAUCAUCUGGGAGGGCAAUCAGAUCACAGUCAGAAAAAGGAAGGUCAAGAAAAGUGAGGUAGAACCUGCCAUCAAGGAGGACGGUCCAACACACAAUCCGCUGUACGUUCCCAUCCAAUUUCCAGACACAGCUGUGCUCCUGGCUCAGGCAGAAUCAGACGCGGACAAACGGGAGCUGUGCCAGUUCUUCAUGCGGACUGGCGCCUGUCGACACUUUGACAAGUGCAGCCGCAAGCAUCCGUAUCCUUCUCCUUCGCAUGUCAUCAUGAUCAGGGGAAUGUUUACUGGCCUUGGGUCGCCGGGAGUUGCAAGAACGGAAGAUGAUGCUAACUUGGAGCUUACUGAAGACGAGGUUCGUCGAGAAUUUGAGGAAUUCUAUGACGACGUCCUGCCAGAGUUUGAAGCGCAUGGGACCGUUACGAACUUCAAGGUGUGCCGAAACCUGGGUCCGCACUUGAGAGGCAACGUGUACGUCUCGUUCACGGACAAGCAGGCUGCUGUCCAGGCGUUUGCGGCGAUCCGCGGGCGCUUCUACAGUGGAAAGCAGCUCGUCUGCGAGUACGCCCCCUUCACCCAGUGGAGGGCAGCCAUCUGCGGAAUCCAGCGGACCACGGGGCGGUGCCAGCACGGCGGCAACUGCAACUACCUGCACUGCUUCCGCAACCCGGGGGGUGCUUUCGCGCAGGCCGACUUCGGCCCGGUGGACCAGCCCGCACCGUCCCGCAGGAGCCGGUCCCGCUCGGCGGACAAAGCCACGCCGUACAGAAGUGCCUCCAGGCGCGAGGGGCGGUCGGUUCGGUCGCCCUCGAGGGGCUCGGACAGGCAUGAGCGAAGAAGAGAGUACGGAGCAGAUGACAGGUGGCACUCAGAGAGUCGCAGGAGUAAGAGAGAGCGGUCGGUUGACAGGAGGGAGAGGGACCGGGAGAGGGACCGGGAGAGGGACCGGUCGCACAGACGGAAGGGGUCAAACGAAGGGUGGGGUUCCACGUAUCGAAGUGAGAGUCAGAGUCCGCAGGCCCGAAGGCAUGGGAGGGAAGACCGGGACGAACGAGGCUGGCGGCAAUCGGAGAGUGGGCACCGGGAACGAUCGGAGAGGAGGCGCCGGGAGGGGUCUGGCGAAACAGACAGAUGGGGGAGCCAAAGAAGUCGGUCAAGGGACCGGACGCAAGACGGUUCGGAGGAACGGAGCAGAAGGGGUCGGGGUGGUCGGUGGGGUGAGGAAGUGUCGGUAAGGGAUGAACGGCUCAGUGAGGGACGAGAAUGGGCGCCGGGGCCACUGGUCAAUGAAAGGAACAAUCGAGAACCGGAGACCUCACGUGAGAAAUGGAAGGACGCGUCAAGAGACGAAGGGGACAGGUGGCAAGGUAAUGCCGACAAAGUGGUGGAGGGAGGGUCGCCGACUAAGGAACAACGGAGGGACGAGUCUAGAGAAAGACGACCCCACCGUUCCAAAAAGAAACGGAAAGAAGGAGGGGAGAGCGAAGAAGUGGCGGGAAUCCCAGGGAAAAGGACACGUGAGCCUUCGAGAAGAAAGAAGCACCGGAAGAUUGCAGAACAAACGGGGUUGGGAGACUCAAGCGAGAAGCCAGCAGAGUCACCUCGGAAGGCCCGUGCAGCGUUAGAGGUGGAUGAGGGACGUUGGAACCCAAAUGAUGGGCUCGAUAGCGUUGUGCAGGCUGGUGAUCUCGAAGUGGGUCUACCAAGUGAGGUAGGGGGAAUAGCAGCUGCAGAAACUGCGAGUCAGAGAGUCGAGAGCAGGCACGAGAAAGGUGAGGUCGCGCAUCCUGCGAGCAGUGUCUCGCCCACAGACAGUUCAGCAGAUAUAGACAAGCACCUCCUCAAUCUGCGAAGAGCGGUCGAGCAAUCCUUCAAGAGACGAAGACGGGAAAGAACUCAAGCAGAUAGCGAGGUCAAUGACGAGUUACCUAAUCAACAGAACGGUGAAGGAGGAUAGUACCUGAUGACUGCAACAUAUGCUCUUCGGGACAAGUUGCUUUUCCG